Pogoniulus pusillus (Red-fronted tinkerbird) is the source of this 2088-nucleotide messenger RNA. It is a transcript of the gene DCAF13, whose product is annotated as DDB1 and CUL4 associated factor 13. Gene Ontology annotation, biological process: maturation of SSU-rRNA from tricistronic rRNA transcript (SSU-rRNA, 5.8S rRNA, LSU-rRNA). The transcript is spliced from 11 exons. Gene Ontology annotation, cellular component: small-subunit processome; nucleolus. NCBI's taxonomy places the organism in Eukaryota, Metazoa, Chordata, Aves, Piciformes, Lybiidae. Bases 61 to 1398 code for a protein of 445 amino acids. The record is from RefSeq and is a predicted model, not a curated record. Gene Ontology annotation, molecular function: protein binding.
GGCGCGGGCGGCGCAUCCGGUGACGUGCGGGCGCGCGGGGCCGCUGCCGGCGGCGCCAGGAUGCGGGUGAAGGUGCUGAGCCGCAACCCGGACGACUACGUGCGGGAGACCAGGCUGGACCUGCAGCGCGUUCCCAGAAACUAUGACCCUGCACUGCAUCCAUUUGAGGUUCCCCGGGAGUACACAAGGGCUCUGAAUGCAACCAAGCUAGAACGUGUGUUUGCAAAACCAUUUCUGAGUUCACUUGAUGGCCACAGAGAUGGAGUUAAUUGCAUGGCCAAACAUCCAAAGAGUUUGUCAACAGUGCUGUCUGGAGCUUGUGAUGGAGAGGUUAAGAUCUGGAACUUGACCAAGCGACAGUGCGUUCGGACCGUACAGGCCCACGAAGGCUUUGUGCGCGGCAUGUGCGCUCGCUUCUGCGGGACGUCCUUCUUCACGGUUGGUGAUGACAAAACUGUGAAGCAGUGGAAAAUGGAGAGCCCAGAAUAUGGAGAAGAGGAGGAACCUAUUCAUACAAUUCUUGGGAAGACAGUGUAUACAGGAAUUGAUCACCACUGGAAGGAUCCUGUUUUUGCCACUUGUGGCCAGCAAGUGGACAUUUGGGAUGAGCAAAGGACAAGUCCCAUGUGUUCUCUGACAUGGGGGUUUGAUAGCAUCAGCAGUGUAAAAUUCAAUCCCAUUGAGACAUACCUUUUGGGAAGCUGUGCUUCUGACAGAAAUAUUGUGCUGUAUGAUAUGAGGAAAUCAACUCCCUUAAAGAAGGUUAUCUUGAACAUGAGGACAAAUACACUGUGUUGGAACCCCAUGGAAGCUUAUGUUUUCACAGCAGCCAAUGAGGACUAUAACUUAUACACUUUUGAUAUGCGCUACCUGGAGUCACCUGUGAGGGUGCACAUGGAUCAUGUCUCUGCUGUUCUGGAUGUGGAUUACUCACCCACUGGAAAGGAGUUUGUCUCUGCCAGCUUUGACAAGUCUAUCCGCAUUUUCCCUGUGGAAAAAGGUCACAGCAGGGAGGUGUAUCACACCAAACGAAUGCAGCAUGUCAUCACAGUGAAGUGGACUUCAGAUAACAAAUACAUCCUGUGUGGCUCAGAUGAGAUGAAUAUUCGUCUGUGGAAAGCUAAUGCUUCUGAGAAACUGGGAGUGCUUGCACCCCGAGAGAAGGCAGCUAUGAAUUACAACCAGAAGCUGAAGGAGAAGUUCCAGUAUCACCCAAAGAUCAGACGCAUAGCUCAGCACCGGCACUUGCCCAAGAGCAUCUUCUGCCAGGUUAAGGAGCAGCGCAUCAUGAGAGAGGCUCGCCGCAGGAAGGAACUGAACCGUCGUAAGCACAGCAAGCCAGGAUCUGUGCCAGUGGUGUCGGAGAGGAGGAAGCAUAUUGUGGCAGUAGUGAAAUAGUUGUGCUCCCCUGGACAAAAUGCCUCUCUUCAGUGAGCCAGGACAAAUUUGAUGGACAUUGGUAAGACAGUGUAGACAUGGCCUUUCCUCCAAAUACAUGCUUUGGUUUCUCAAGCUCUCUGCUUUCCACAGUCCUUAGAAUUGGCCCUUUAAUCUUCUACUGCCAUUUGCCUGCCUGAUGGCAGGCCAAGGCCUUGCACUGCACUUGAGUUUGACCCUUUGGAGAUAAGCCAAACACUUGGCAGUUGGUGGAGAAUACCUGUGCUUCCAAUCCUGUUCCUUGGUGCCUUUGCUACAAAAGAAGGAUGAAACAGAUUCAGCUUUGUCAGAGGUAAAAAAAGCUCCAUCAGGGUUUUAAAAUCACCUCUCCUUUUUUGUUUGUUUGGUUUAUGGCUUUUGUUGCUUUUGUUUUAAACCUAAUAAAGUGAACAAGUGAUCUUUUUAAACCUAACAAAGGGAACAAGCGAUCUUAAGGCUCUGGAGACCAGAUCUUGAUUAUUCCAGCUGACAAAUUUACUGCUUUCCAUUCAGUACAGCAAAAGGUAUUUUUCUAUUCAAAACUCAAUGUGAUUCUCAGCCAUCUGUAAACAGGUUUGUUCUGACUUAAAUGCUGUCUGACUUGGCAAAACUUUAGACUGUUGCAGUUGCUAAUAUAUGAUGACAUAAUUGAAUAAAGAUCUUUUCUCUUUA